CGCUCCAGCUUCCAGACAACCGGGGUACAACACAAAACCAAUCAGAAAUAGCUAAUGCAUUGAAUCAUCAUUUCGCAUCUGUCGGACCUAAACUCGCAAAUAGCAUACCAUUAUCCACCAGGGACUUUAAGGAUUACCUAGGGAAUUCAAAUUAUUCCAAUUCUUUCUUCUUUGACGCUUUCACUCGUACUGAAAUUGAAAUGGAAAUUUUGAGUACUCCAUCAAACAAUGCCUACGGACUUUAUUCAUGUCCAGUUCGUCUUUUGAAGUCAGAUAGAUCUUCCAGAAGAAAUUAGAACGCGGAAGAACCUGAGCGAGUUGCUUCCUACUAUUCUCAGAAAGGUGUGACAGAAAUCUGGUCUUUUGAGAGUGAGGUUUAUAUAUAAAAACCUUAACAUGUCCAGCAUACAGUGGCUUUAUAUUGGUGUUGAUGUUGGUGGGACAAACACUGAUGCUGUGGUCCUUAGAAUGAAGGAGGUGCUUUGCUCAGCUAAAGUUCCAACCACUGAGGAUGUGACUUCUGGUAUCUCUGAAGCCAUCCAAUCAGCAUUGAGCCAGCUUCCAGAGGAAUAUCAACCCAAUCCAACUCAACAUGUGGCUAGGGUAAACAUUGGCACCACUCAUUUUGUGAAUGCUGUGGUCCAGAGGAAGUUCCUCACCAAAGUGGCUGUGCUAAGGUUGUGUGGACCAGCAACUAGAGCCAUCCCACCUUUGUGUGAUUUCCCUGCUGAUCUGAGGAAUGUUGUUGGUGGAAUGCACUUUUUCCUCAAUGGAGGAUUUCAGUAUGAUUGUUCAUGUAUAACUGAUGUUGAUGAGGAAGAAGUGAAGAGGAUUGCUAAUAAAGUACACUCAGCAGGAAUAAGAAAUGCUGUCAUUGUUGGAGUUUUCUCUCCUGCCUCUAAAAAACAAGAAGUUCAAGUAGCUGAGAUUAUCAGAUCUGCCCAUCCAGAUAUGAGUCUGACACUCUCUCAUGAAGUGGGCUUGAUAGGCUUGCUAGAGCGGGAGAAUGCAGCUGUUCUUAAUGAGAGUCUAAAGCCACUUUGCAAAAAGACUGUGGCAGCAUUUUGUGAGGCUUUGAGAACCCUUGGCUUGAAAUGUCCCUUUUAUCUCACACAGAAUGAUGGCACCAUAAUAAGAGCAGAGCAGGCUCUACACCUUCCUGUGUUAACAUUUGCAUCAGGCCCAACAAACAGCAUGCGAGGAGCAGCAUUCCUGUCAGGUGUGCAAGAUGCGAUUGUUAUUGACAUUGGAGGAACCACUACUGAUGUAGGAGUGCUUAAAGGGGGAUUCCCGAGACAAGCUUCUGCCAGAGUUAAGAUUGGAGGAGUUAACACCAACUUCCAAAUGCCUGAUGUGCUAAGUGUGGGACUUGGUGGAGGAUCAGUCAUAGCACAGACGCAGGAGGCAAUCACAGUUGGCCCAUCAAGCGUUGCAUACAAGUUGAUGACUGAAGCUUUGGUUUUUGGAGGGAAGAUAAUAACAUCUACUGACAUAGCUGUUGCUUUUGGCCUCUGUGAGAUUGGAGAUAAGGAAAGAACUAAGGACAUUCCAGAGGUUAUUAAGGAGGGAGCAAUGGCGGAGAUCAAGAGAAAGAUUGAAGCGGCAAUUGACUUGGUCAAGUUUAGCGGUGAGGACCAGCCUGUUAUCCUUGUUGGUGGAGGGAGCGUUCUUGUGGAUUUGUCACAGACAUUGAAAGGAGCAUCAAAAGUAUUUUGUCCUCCAAACUAUCAGGUUGCAAAUGCCGUUGGCGCUGCCUUAAGCAAAGUCAGUGGUACAUUUGAUCAUGUAGUCCCUUUGAAAAACACAACCCGUGAAAAUGCAUGGGAGGAGGCCGAGCGAGGGGCGCGUAAAAGAGCAGUGGAGGCUGGAGCUGACGAACAAACCUUGGAAGUUAUCGACAAAGAGGAGGUUCCGCUGGCUUAUCUGCCUGGAAAUGUAGUGCGGUUUUACCUGAAAGUGGUUGGAGAUUUGGCUGAGUGCAAAGCAAACAGCAUUGAUGAAUUAUCGGAGAUGGGAUUAAAGAUAUCUAGCAUCUUGUCGAGUGAAAAACUUUCACCUUUCAAAGAAGUCUCCGAAGAGGCACAGCAGUCGAGCGCACAAGACGAGGACGCCAUUGUGUUUCGUGAUCCGUAUGUAGACCCGACAACAGGUGACUGGAUACUGAACAAAUUUGAUAUCGAGUGUAUCGCCAUCGGAGCAGGUAUCAUGGGAUGUGGUGGAGGAGGCAGUCCAUAUCUUGGGAGACUGAGAGCGCUGGAUCUCAUUAAGAAUAAGAAGGAGAUUCGUGUAGUGCAUCCGAACAGACUAGGAUCAACUCCUGAAUUGAGGGGUAACGUAAUAACUCCAGCCUUCAUGGGUGCCCCUGUUAUCUUGAUUGAGAAGCUUUUUAGUGGACGAGAAAGUAUCUCAGCUGUGGAGGCAGCUUCAGCAAUUUUAAGGGCUGGUGGUGCUAUUAAUGAACAUGACAAUGGGGAUGGAAUCAGGGAAGCGAAAGAUGUUCAAGACUGGAUGUCUUCUAAAAGUGAGCUUGAAUCAAAAAGUAAAGUCGUCGCAGUAGUGUGUGCCGAGAUAGGAGGUGCCAACUCUAUUGAGCCCUUAGUGGCUGGUGCAGAACUGGGACUCCCCAUUGUGGACGCAGAUGGCAUGGGGCGAGCUUUUCCUGAGUUGCAGAUGUUUUUGCCGUUUGUCUAUGACAGCCUGCCAUACCCUGCAGCUGUUGGGGAUGAGAAAGGAAAUGUAGUUGCGUUGACCUUUGCAGAAACGCCAAAGCACUUGGAAGGCUUUCUAAGGAUUAAAACAUGUUACUAUCCUAAAGAGUCUUUUAGGUCAAAAGAAUAUUGAAAACGUAGCUUUGAUGAUUGAGAAUUAAAUCGUGUCUUUUUCAUGUGACGUUUCGUCGUCCACAGAGUAGGACCCGAUUUACAUCAGCGGCACAUGUUUAGUUAUAACCAAGUUUAACUGAAUGAAAAUCGGAAACGAAGAACAAGAAAACUAAAUAUUUCAUGAUUCAAGAAAUCACGAACUUUUACUUUCAGUGCGCUAGAUUUGAAGUCAACAAAGUUCAGUUUAAGUAGCUUAAAUCAAGAAAACAAAUUGAACCAUGUUUAUCAAAACAGGUUUAGCACAUAAAAGCUUUAAUUGCUGUGAAUGGAGUAGAGGAAAAAAUCUUGCGUGUGUACACCUACGCCGAUUACUAAGGCCACUAGGUUAGUGGUCGUAGUUGCAAAUAAAACAUUUUGACUUCUUUAGAAGUUUUAAGGUAA
Stylophora pistillata is the source of this 3263-nucleotide messenger RNA. RefSeq lists its product as uncharacterized. Gene Ontology annotation, molecular function: hydrolase activity. The record is from RefSeq and is a predicted model, not a curated record. Lineage: Eukaryota; Metazoa; Cnidaria; Anthozoa; Scleractinia; Pocilloporidae.